AUGUCCAAAUUUCCAUCAAGAGGCCUUCCUCUCCGUACCAUCGGAGGAUUCAGACAAUCUUCCUUGACUGCUGCCGUCGCAAGCUUACCACUUGUUCAACCUAGUCGACAUGUAUCUCAAAGUAGAUUAUCUCCUCUUUUUGGAAGUCCACCAAAAACUGUAAAUAUUCCUUUCGCUGCGAUCAAGGGAGUUCGACUCUAUAGCAGCGAACUUCCUAAGCAUUCGCGUGUCCCUCUCCCAGCUCUUUCGCCCACUAUGGAAUUAGGAACUGUUGUUUCCUGGCAAAAGAAAGAAGGAGAUCAACUCAGCGAAGGAGAUCUUCUUUGCGAAAUCGAAACCGACAAAGCCACAAUGGGCUUCGAAACUCCAGAAGAAGGAUAUUUGGCUAGAAUCCUCAUCUCUGAAGGAACCAAAGACGUCCCAAUCGGAAAACUACUUUGCAUCAUUGUGGAAAAUGAAGCUGAUGUUGCUCUCUUCAAGGAUUUCAAAGACAGUGGAGCUCCUGCAUCUUCUACAUCUGCUCCUGCUAAAGAAGAGAAAGCUGCUCCAGUCGCUGCUUCUUUUUCUGCACCAGCUCCUGCUCAAAGCGUUUUCUCUGCACCUCAAGCUGCUAAGCCAUUAGCACCAACUUUGAACCGAGUUAGUGCCUCCCCAUUCGCCAAAAAAUUGGCUGCUGAACGUGGAUUAGACCUUUCCGCUGUUGCUGGUUCCGGUCCAGGAGGUCGCGUUCUCGCUUCAGAUUUAGCAAAUGCUCCAACCAAGACCUCUUCUGCUGCUGCUGCUAUCUCAAGCCCAGAAGGAAGCUUUGUUGAUGUUCCACUUACCAACAUGAGACGAACAAUCGCUAAACGACUCACCGAAAGCAAAUCUACAAUUCCUCAUUAUUAUCUGAGUAGUGAGAUUAAUCUCGACAGUCUCCUUGCUGUUCGCGAAAAACUCAACAAUAUGUUGGCUAAGGGUGCUGCAGGCGGCUCUACUAAGCUCUCUCUCAAUGACUUCGUAGUAAAGGCUUCUGCUCUGUCCUGUUUGAAAGUACCUGAAGCUAACAGUUUCUUCAUGGAUUCGUUCAUUAGACAAAAUAAUAAUGUUGACGUUUGUGUCGCAGUUUCAACUCCAGCAGGACUGAUCACUCCAAUAAUCUUCAAUGCUCAUGCUAAGGGACUGGCUACCAUUUCUAGCGAAGUCAGUGAGCUAGCUUCUCGUGCACGUGAAGGAAAACUCCAGCCUCAUGAGUUCCAGGGAGGAACCUUCACCGUUUCAAACUUGGGCAUGUUUGGAAGUGUCACAGAUUUCACUGCUAUCAUUAACCCUCCCCAGUCGUGCAUCUUGGCUGUUGGAGGAGCAGAAGACAAAGUAGUGCCAUGCGAGAAAGAAGGAUACCGUUCUACUAGAGUCAUGCGUGUUACUUUAUCAUGCGAUCAUCGUACAGUUGAUGGUGCUGUUGGUGCCGUUUGGUUGAAACAUUUCAAGGAGUUCCUGGAGAAGCCCCAUACUAUGCUUCUAUAA
This is a messenger RNA of Auanema sp. JU1783, 1506 nucleotides long. Lineage: Eukaryota; Metazoa; Nematoda; Chromadorea; Rhabditida; Rhabditidae. The record is from the annotation of a GenBank genome assembly.